Molecule: messenger RNA, 7294 nt
Organism: Saccostrea echinata
Lineage: Eukaryota; Metazoa; Mollusca; Bivalvia; Ostreida; Ostreidae
Exons: 26
Coding region: 80-7075 (2331 amino acids)
Biological process (GO): meiotic chromosome separation; proteolysis
Cellular component (GO): mitotic spindle; nucleus; cytoplasm
Molecular function (GO): protein binding; cysteine-type endopeptidase activity
Source: RefSeq, a predicted model, not a curated record
AUAUUUAAAAAUGUCAAUAGCGGGUUUAGUGAAGAAUAUUAAAUGAUAUUACCAAAAUGUACAUAAUUAUACGUACACAAUGACAGAAAAACUUAUUCUAGAAGAUCUCAGUGCUGGGAAACUCGAAAACAUCGAUCGCUUUAUAUUGGAAUAUCUCUCUCCAAUUCAGAAGACUAGUGACUGCACUAAGGACCAGCUUUCCCGCUACACACUUGUAACAGUGCAGGUUUUACAAGCAUCUGUGACCCACAUUUCCACCUGUGGUCUACACAGGUCUAUGCUACUGAAUGCUGUCCACAUAUGUUAUAACUUCUACACCAAAAACCGUGAUGUCUUAAAGUUGCCAGAUCCUUUGACACUGCCAAAAGUCCUCUAUCAUAUCGUUGCUAAAUUAACAGAAAUCAAAGACUGUUCCAAUGAAAUCUACAAGACUUGUCAGUAUCUUUAUGAUGAGUUACUCCCCUUACCAGACCACUCAACAGGUGCCACGGCCUCAAUUAUCACAAACAUUUACAGCAAAUUGUGGAAUGUUGCCAUUAAACUUGAGCAGGACAAAGCAACACAGCAGCCUGAUGUUGUGUUGCAGCUGAGAUACAUGGCUAUCAAAAUGUUGCUACUCAGACGGACAGCUUUGGCACCAACUGUGGACAAAUUCCUUCUAGCUGUAGACAGGUAUGAUAAAUCAUCAGUGCAGAAAAACAUGAAAACAGCCAUUUCAGAGCAGCACAUAGCAGUGAAGUUUGUUCUGGAUAUAGCACAGUAUAUUGAAACCAUGGGAUCUGAUAAGUGUGUUGUGACCGAGAGUGAAGUCUGCAGUUCUCUGUCUUUGUUCCAGUACUUACAUCAGGUCAUAGUGACUCAGCAACUUCAUUCCAUCCUGGGGACAGUGCACCAAAACAUGCAGAAAUUUCUGUCCACAUUUACAAAUGCAACUUUUUGUAAAGCAGUGAAAAAUUUGUAUGAAACAUUACACCUGACAUUGUUAUGUAGUAUAAACCACAAAAAUUCAAAAACAAGUCGAAAGGAUAUCCAGAGUCUCUCAGGGAAGAUUAUAGAUUUACUACAAGAUAGUAUAAGUAGUCUUAAUACAGGAUGGUAUUUGUUAAUAUGUGAAUGUCUAUUAGUAAUCCUAAAACAACAGACAAUGGUCAGUUCAGAGGACCAGUGUUUCACGGAAGCAAUAUUGGAGUACACACAAAAGGUCACCCAGUUCUUAAUCACAAGCCGGGAGGAAGACAAGCUGCAGUAUGAAGAAGACACAAAGGAGAAGAAUGACAAGCUGGCAGGAAUGAUCAGCACCAAGCUCAUCAUCAUCAUUAGAACUGUGCUCGAGCUUGGUGUUACACUGAUCAAUCAUCAAAAAGACUCUGGUAGGGUGUCCUGUGUCCUGCAGUCCCUACAGCCCUUAACCGAGGCCUACACCCAGCAGAUAGAGCAAACCAGACAUGCCCCUCCAUCAGCUGACUUCAUACUAAGAGAGAGGAGACAAUGUGGUUAUUUAAUGUCCAAGUUUGCCAAGGUGUCUUGCAGUUUAGGUCACCAGGAACUUGACCUGUUUUAUUACAGUGUAGAGUGUGACCAGCUGACCAAAUGGGCAGAGUCUGAUGAGAACCUCAAGGAACAACGCAUCAAAGAAGUAAAUCUGUUGGGGAUCUAUGAGAUGUUGGCAGACCUACACUGGAAACUCGGUGACAUUGAUGCUGUAUUGCAGAAAUUAACAAAAAGUGUAGAAUUGCAACCUUCGCAUUUGGCGACAGCAGUAGAGUUUUGGUGUCGAAUCAAAAGACAGCAACUAAGAGUGGAAAAUGUGCAGAUCAUUGACAUGUACUUUGUGGACAAUAUGAAGGAAUUUUCAGAAACUGUGGAUGCUUACAAUAUUUUAAAAAUGGAGCUGAAAUGUUUGUCAUUAGCAAGUAAAAAGUACCCUGGGGCAGAGUUAUCUCUCUUGAGGAGAAUACAACAAGCUGCCAAACAUGCUGUUCAAAAAGCUGAGGCUCUGCUAGAGAUUGCCAAACUGGUCUGGGAACGCUUUACAGAGAAACAGGAAAGACCAGUACAGGAGUACUUAAGUGAUGCAGAGCAGCUGUUAGAGAGCAUAAACACACCAGAUGAGAUGUUGAUAUUAGCUGAUGUACAGCUAUGGACCUUUGUUGUCAAACAUGAAAACAUCUGUAAACAGCUGAUAACAAGUUCCCAGAAGAUGACCAAGAUGGAAGAGAGUAUAGUAGAUAAUGGGGAUGAACCACAGAACUGGAGUGCAUUUGAAUUUGAUAUGAUGUGUACAUUCUCCAUGGAGAUGGAAAUCAUCAGACACCUGGACAAUGCUAUGGAAUUAUGGGAGAAAGUCCCACCGAGCGUACACACAGUCAACAGUAUUAGAUCACUCAUGUUGUGCUCAUCCAUUCUACGCCUCACUAGAAAGUCUGAAAAAGAGCAGCAUGUAUUGUUCCUUGCUUUACAAGUAUGUGACAAACUCGGGGAUGAAACAACAUGUAAUGUAAUUAAGUGUCGUUUAUCUCACAUUUAUGGACUGCAUGGGAUGCAUCAUCACGCCAGUCAAAUCCUUCCUUCCAUUCCUGACCAACAGAACUCGUUUGAUGACAGUUACCUACAGACAGUCAUGGCUAGUGUUAUGCACUAUCUUCAUACAAAACAGAUCCAAAAAGGUCUGGAACUUCUUCACAGUCUCAAUGAAAAAAUAAAAGAACAGCCCAGUCUCAGUAAAAAUGUGUGCCUGGCUAAUGGGAUAGUCAAACGGUACUGGUCGUUAUUUUCAUCCCUACCAACUGACCAGUCCUUAGAGGAGUUGUCAGAGGAGUAUAGUCUGGACCAUGCAAUCGAGGCGUACAGGUACCACGUCAGUGUCAUCUACUUUCUUCUGGGCAAAGAAAAGUGGACAGUUGAUACCAAGGGAAUGAACACAACAGAGAAGUUUGAUGUGAUACAGGAGUACCUGCUAUCUCUGUAUCACCUCGGUCAGCUGGAGCGACUGGUGGGGGAUACCAGAUCUGCAAAGUUUCACAUCAAAGAGGGAUGGACCACCGCUCACUUCAUGGGGCUACCAAAAUGGGCUUCAAUGUUCAUGAUUGAAUUUUCAAUGAUCCACGUCCUUGCUGAAAAUUUUGAAGCUGCCACCUCAAGUCUCACAAAAACAAGGCAAGUGUUUAAUGCCUGCCAGGAACCAGCUGAUGCAUCUUUAAAGGAUUCAAGGUCAAAAUGUACAAGAGUCAAGAGAAUAGAGAGUUUUGGUUUUGAUGAAGUGAAGAAAGAGGAAGACCAAGAUACAUUUCUUUGUUCAUUCCCACCAUGCUGGCAGCAUUUGAUAGACAAUGUGACCUGUGACCUUUGUGAAGAUGACACUGUUAAGUUGGCCAUUCUGUCUUACUCCCUUAUCACAGCCAAGUUCAAUGUUUAUGUACAGCAGAAUCUUAAGUUUGAUAUUUUGGAUAAGAUUAACAAUGUGUGUGAGACAUUUAUCAAUCAAAAACCCAGGAAUGUAAAACAGGGUCUAAAGGAGCUACCGAUGUGUGUUUUUCAAGAUGAUUCUGAACUAAAAGAUAUCUAUGUAGAGUGCUUGUCUUUGAUAGCUGAAACCAGUCUUCUGGUAGGAAAAACGGACAAGUGUGAGAGUGUUAUACAAAGUGCUCAAGAUCUCUUCCAAAACCAGUGUGUGAAUGACUUUGUAGCUAAUUUAAUUCAAAACAAAUUCACUGUUUUUAAGGCACAAAUGUAUUUAAUGAGGAGUUUGACAAGUAAAAAGGAUUCCAUUGAGGGAGAUAUUGAUAUUCUUGAGGAUGUUGCCCCAAUGGAGAUCUCAAUUACUCCAGAGGAAAUAUCGCCACUGAAGAUUUCCAAUAAACCAGUGGAGGGCAAUCAGUCAGUUGUUACAAAGGAAGAUCACCAGGAGCUGGUGGAGGAUAUUGAGAAGCUGGAGAUUAAGGAUGUAAGAGGCGAACAAACGAACCAAUCAAAGGCAGGGACAAAAACAAGUAAACGGCGAGGGGCAACUCAGAGGAAGCAAGCAAAAGAUGAUGUUUGUGAAGCUUCAAUAGAAACAGAAAAGGUCGUGAAGAGUGAAGCAGAAAUCACAAAGAGGUCUGCAGCAGGAACCAGAAGAAAAAAGAUCAGUGCUAAAUCAGUCAACCAAAGUACAACUAAAUCAGUCAACCAAUGUACUACUAAAUCAGUCAACCAAAGUACUACUAAAUCACUCAACCAGAGUACUACUAAAUCACUCAAACAAAGUACUACUACAUCACUCAACCAGAGUACUACAAAAAGGGACAGAAAGCAGGGUAACACCAAUGGAAGCUUGACAGAAGACCUUACAGUUACCUCUGUCUCUUCAACUCCAGAAUUUGUACUAAAAACCCCAUAUAGUGUGUGCAGUAAGAAAGCCUUAGUGUUUAGUUCUGAUUCUGAGGAGGAAAUUGGCUCUCAGUUACCUAUCAGUAAGAGCAGUGAUUCUUUUGUGACCCCAAGUAACCCAGGAAGUUGUUCAUCAGCAAAUUCUACUCCAGCUACUGGUAAAAGCAACCUUAAGUCCAGAAUACCAAAAUACAUCAACAGAUCUAGAGUGUCUAAAACACAGAGGGAUUCUUCUGCAUCCAAGGGCAAGAAAUCAUCAACACAGGUUGAUGUCACAUUGGAAACUUCCACAUCUAGAGACAAAAAAUCUAAAGAACAGGACUGUGUUGUGCAGGAAGACAAAGAAAAUUUUCCUAAGAAGAAAAGCAUUUCAAGAAGAGGGAAAACUGCAGCAAAUGGGGAAUUAACUAAAACCAAUGAUGUAGAACCAGCUAAAACAUCAGCUAGGGGUAGAAGAAAAGCUACCAAAACACAAGUCCAAAGUGAUUCAUCUAAUAGUGGAGAAAUCAGCCAGGCAAAGGAUGAUAUUUAUGAUUUUGUUGAAGGUGACCCAAUUGAUUCAGGGAAAAGUAAGACAGUGAGGAAAACUACAAGGAGAACUAAUGCUAGAGUUAAGAGGCAGCCUGCAGAAAAAGUACGAAGUGCAGUAGCUGAGAUAAAUGAUGAGACAGUUGAUCUGAUUGGACAUUUAGGAUACUGUGACAUAGAUGAGGGGACUAGUCCAUCAGAUGAGGACCAGUCCUGGACUCAAGAUGUACAAAUCUCCAAACCUGAACUUAUAGAUGAUAAAUGUUUAGAAGAAAUGCUGUUAAAAUUGGAAAAAGCACAAGUCUUAGAUGAUUCCAUUGAGAUUCCACGAGGUGGGGAUGAAAAAAAGAUGGGAAGAGGCCAGGGCAAAAGGGUCACAAAAUCCUCCAAACAAGAUACCACGGAGAGGAUGGAACAAUCAUUAGGUGAAGACAACACAGAGAUUCCUAGAUCCACCACUAGAGUGAACAUGCAGCUCACCAUGGAGAGAAUGAGAAGGGCAGCUCCACCAGGAAAAGUUGCAAAGGAUGCUAGGAAAGCUGAUUCUCCAAGGGAUGAGGAUUUGACAGGGAUGCUGGAGGUGGCAUUUGAACAAGCUCGUCACCUGCCCACAACUGGACUUUACACCUCUAUCUGUAACCUUCUGGCUCUCCAGUAUAUAGACACCUGUCCUCUGAAGGCGGCCUAUUAUCUAACCGAGGGAAUGGUGGUCACCUUCAGACAUCAAUCUCUAGUUAACUGCAGUAGGAAAAUCAGAAAGUGUAAAAAGGAGACAACUUCUGACUCUGAUCCAAAUGAAAUGAGUGGGGUGCAGGAGGGAGAAAUAAAAAAUGCCAUUUAUAAAAACCUGAUGUUUAAUAAAUCUGCUCAGGAUCUUCAGAAGAUUUUAGGAGAUCUACCAGAAGAUUGGACAGUUUGUCAGGUUUCCAUGGUUACAAACCCACAAGUUCCUGACCAGAUGUUAUUGAACAGCAUGAGAAAAGACCAAGAUCCAGUGAUUGUGAAACUGCCAGCAUUUAAAACUGUGCAUGGAAGAAGAAUUUUAUCUGAGUUUACAGACAUUAUGGAGCAGAGUCACAGCAGUAUUAAGAUAACGGACAAGACAGAAUGGUGGCAGAAUCGAUGGAACCUGGACGACAGACUUAGGUAUGUGCUUCAACAUAUGGACAAAUACUGGCUGGGUCACUGGCGAUGUUUAAUACAUGGAACUGUCUCAUCAGCUGUCUCAGGAAUUUCUAUUGCUGAUGUAACUAAAAACCUUUGUGAGGAGAUCUACAAGGAAAUCAAAGUCAGACUACCUCAGAAUAUAAUGCAGCGUUUAGUGGAAUGUGAAGAUACUUUGUCUGAUGAAGAUUUUAAAAGUGUAAUCUAUGAACUGUCAGAAAAAAUGUCCAGUUCUGGGGUUGACAAUUGCCUGUCUUCAUUCAGAAAAUACACCAAAGAUCUCAAUCUCAACAGCUCUCAAGGACAUGUUUUUCUCAUUCUUGACAAGUCAGUUCAGCAUCUUCCUUGGGAAAGUGUUCCAUCACUGGCCAGCACUAGUAUUUCAAGGAUGCCAUCACUCUAUCAUCUUCACUCUCAGCUUACCUACCUCAAUUCACAAAAGAGUUCCAUUCUUCACACGGGAAUUGAUAAACAGAGUGUAUUCUAUGUCCUGAAUCCAGACAGUAAUUUAGCAUCUACUCAGGAAACCUUCCAAGAUUGGUUCUCAAAACAAAAGAGCUGGGAGGGGAUAAUAAACAGAAAACCAACAGAGGCCGAGUACACCCAGGCUCUCCAGAACAAGAAUCUCUUCCUGUAUUGUGGUCAUGGUACUGGUGGCGUUUACCUUGGUGGGAGUGACCUUGCCAGUCUGGACUGUCGUGCAGCAACCAUUUUGAUGGGAUGCAGCAGUGGUAGACUGAAAGCCACUGGUCACCUGGAGGCCUCAGGGUUCAUGCUAAACUACUUCAUGGCAGGAUGUCCUUGCAUGGUGGCUAAUCUUUGGGACGUGACAGACAAAGACAUUGACCGAUUCCUGGCCUGUCUCUUGUCCUCCUGGUUAUCAGAUGAAGCCAGCACAGAUCCCAGAUCUCUCUUAGAGGUGAUCCCAAAGGCCAGGGUAGCAUGUCGCCUUCCGCACCUGAUUGGGGCUGCUCCGGUGGUGUAUGGAUUCCCGGUGUUUCUGAAACCGUCCUGAUCAGAUAUUCAGAAUCUUAUUCAACAGGUGUUUUAUGUAUAUUAUGUGAAUUAGGGAUUAGUUACAUUCAUUGAUUCCCUGAAACUCUUGUAAGUGAAACAAAAAUAAUGAAACCUUUUUUCCAUAUGUGAUACUAGCAGAAAAAAUCUUAUUUGAUUCAAAUAAUAGAGCUCUUGUUUUUAUCUUGUUUUAAUAGACAACUUUAUUGUGUAAUGUGAU